AGGGGGGGAAUAACAGAGGGUGUGGCAUGGAGAAGAAGGAUAAAAAUAAGGAGAGCAUGAUAAAGAAAGUAAGAAAGAAAGGGAGUGAGAGAUGGAGGGAGAGAGAACAGGCAUCUGGACCAGUUUUGCAUUUAAAUUUGAAUCGACUGUGCAGCCGACCCCGUUGAUUGAGUCUGAGCUGAGGAAACCUGCUGUGUCGGAAUCCCUGCCCAUGUAGCGUGCAGUCAGCCUCCGCAGAAAACUGGGUUAGUAGAAAUUUAAGAUUUGGGACACAGCCCUUUCCUUUUUGGCUCUGGAGAACAUGCAGCAGGAGCUUCCGGACGUCUCUGAGGGGUAACCGCCCUUUUGAGCUUCACUGGAAAUGUCCAAUUUAAGGGGCUGACCACUGGGAGGGUGUAGUAGCUUGGCAGAUGCCACCGUGCCAAACAGGGCAGUGCCAUGAGCGAGAGCUGGGCAAGCAGAACAUGCAGCAGAUGGAGGAUCUCUGGAUGUAGGCUUGGUUAGAGGCGAACGGUUGGUCGUAGAUGGGAAUGUGGGCUAGCACAGUGCUGCAGGCCAAGCCUUGUUGGUGGGUCACCAAUCUAAAAGUAGGACUGCAGAAAACACGAUCUCUCUAGAAAGGGCUCUAAAUGGAGAUGGCGUACUUCAAGAACAAUUUCUGGGGGGAGAAGAAUGCGGGGUUUGACGUGCUCUAUCACAACAUGAAGCACGGGCAGAUCGCCACCAAGGAGCUGGCGGAGUUCGUCAGGGAGAGGGCUGCUGUUGAGGAGACGUACUCCAAAUCCAUGAGCAAACUUGCCAAGAUGGCCAGUAAUGGAAGCACACUUGGCACAUUUGCUCCGAUGUGGGAUGUCUUUCGGGUGUCAUCAGAUAAGCUGGCUCUGUGCCACCUGGAGCUGAUGAGGAAGAUGAAUGACCUCAUCCGUGACAUCAACAAGUACGGCGAUGAACAGGCCAAAGUUCACCGAAAGACAAAGGAGGAGGUGAUGGGCACCCUGGAGGCUGUCCAGACUCUGCAGGUGCAGAACGGUCACUUACAGAAGUCCAGAGAGGGCUACCACGCGAAAUGCACGGAGCUGGAGCGCCUGAGGAAGGAAGGAGCUCCUCAGAAGGAGCUGGAGAAGGCUGAGCUGAAGUCUAAGAAGGCAGCUGAGUCUUUUGCAUCUUCUAUAGAGAAGUUUAACCGCGCUGGUGGAGACUUUGAACAGAAGAUGAGUGAGUCUGCACAGAAGUUCCAGGAUAUUGAAGAAGCCCACCUACGGCAGAUGAAGCAGCUGAUCAAAGGCUACUCGCAUUCCAUUGAGGACACACACGUACAAGUGGGACAGGUUCAUGAGGAGUUUAAGCAGAACGUGGAGAACAUUGGUAUUGGGAGCCUAAUCCAGAAGUUCACAGAGCAGAAGGGCACAGGCAAAGACAGGCCAGUCCCUGUGGGAUUUGAGGAGUACCUAUCUUCUCAGUUGCCGGACAACAACAAGAAAAGUCGCGCCAAAGCCUUCAGGAUACCUGGCCUGGGCAAGAGGGACAAAGAACCAGACUCCACGGAUUCUGCACUGACUGACGCCCCGAAUUCUCCUCUGGAGGUGGACGAUGAGGGGUUUGUCAUCCGAGCGGCUGUUAAUCAAAAUGGCUGUGUGGAGGAGAAGGAGAAUAAUUUUUAUUCCAGUGAUUCGGAUUUUGAUGACGAGGAGCCGAAGAAGUUCCACAUUCAGAUCCGGCCAGUGGCCAGCAGCACCCGCAGCAACUCAGCAGCCAAUGAGCUGGAGCUGAAGGCCACCGUCGGGGCACUGACCCUGCCCCCUAAUCGAGGGGCAAGAGAAGGGGCGGGGGUGUCGGUCAAGAGGCAUCUUUCCAGGAAUUCCAGUACAGCAGGUCGUUCUGAAGGGGAGGGGGAUGGCGCCCCCCAUAGGGACGGGGAGCAGGAGGGUCUGCGCAGAUCCACCUCCAGCCCAGAUCACAGCAGGCUGAGCUCCACAGCCUCUGGUUCAGACUCGCUGUUCGGUCCUCCACUGGAAUCAGCCUUCAAAUCCCACAGCUUUGCAGGACGUGAGCAGCUCCAGAGCGCCUUCCCUUCUUCUGAAUACGCUGCUUUCUCCUCUGAUUCCUCUUCUCCCGAGAACGUGGAGGACUCUGGCUUGGACUCGCCAUCCCAUCAGCCCCUGGGAGCUUCUCCAGAACCCACCGGCUGGGCGGCCUGGCCUGCAGCCCCUCAGCCUAAAGACUCUAUGAGCUUAGGACGACCUUCUGACCCCUUCCUCGCUGCGUUCCGCGACCCUUCACCUGGACGUUCCCCGCUACCGCUGGAGAACCCCGCUAGCACCCCCGCGUUCACGUUUCCCGCGUUUUCCCGCAGCCUGGCGGCUCCAGAACUGGAAUCCAGUGUAUGGAGCUGUAAACACAUUCCACCCGAGGACCCUUUUCUAGCUGCGUUUGAGCGCUCGUCGUCCCAGGACACCCGAACCCCCCCUGAAACUGCCUGGGCCCCCCCGCCCCCCAGGUCAUCACGGGACAGCCGCACUGAUCCGUUCACGAAACCCUUAAACGACACGAAAAGUCUUCCUCCUCCUUCAUCAUCAUCCUCCUCACGCAAAGACAGAGAGCGAAAAAGAGACCACAGCGUCCCUCCCCCAGACUCCUCCUCCUCCGACGACCCCUUCGCCAUCACCAUGAUCGGCAGCCCCACCCACCAGUCCGCCCUGGCGGCCGCUCAGGUGGCCACAGGACCCACCCGGACCACGGUGGUCAGCCCUAAACCCGCCCCCACUCCCGCGCAGCCCAAGAAAGAGCUGGUGCACUGGAGCUCGCUCCACAACCCGUUCAGCGAAGGGGUUCCGACCGGCGGCGUCUCUGCAGGAACUGUACAGGAAACCAGCAGGAAACAGAGCCGGAGCUGCGAUGAGCCGCGGAGGAACGGACCCCCGCUCACCAGACACUCCGGACCCCAGGAGGACCUCUGCUUCUCCACCGACAAAGACCAGAACUGCCUCGACAUCAACACACACACUGCCUCUCAGCGUAGUUUUCGGCAGGACAGUUCCGAGCUGCUGGUUCUGGCUCCUCCUCAGCCGACCCGCUCCAAGCGUUCUUCAGCCAGGCUGAGCGGCUGUGAACGGUCCAGGUCCCUGUGCUCGUCUCCUCUGCCUGAGCCCAGCCCUCCCCCAUCCUCCUCCUCCUCCUCCAGCCCCAGUGAUUGGGGGGGCCAGACCCGCGCCCCGAGUCCUGCACGAGGUUUGUCCAGAGGGCCGAGUCCGAUCUCUCUCAGCACUCAGGAGGCGUGGCCUGUUGCUGCAGCGAUUACUGAGUACAUCAACGCUUACUUUAAAGGUGGAGAACAUAACCGCUGUCUGGUGAAGAUCACUGGUGACCUCACCAUGUCAUUUCCUGCUGGAAUCACGCGGAUAUUCACGGCCAACCCCAACGCCCCAGUGCUCAGCUUCCGAUUGGUCAACAUUUCUCGAGUGGAUCACUUCUUACCCAAUCAGAAGCUGCUCUUCAGCGACCCCUCCCAGAACGACCCGGACUCCAGAGACUUCUGGUUCAACAUGCAGGCCUUGACCUUUCACCUCCAGAGAGAGGCGGAGCUUAACCCACAGGCGUCCUACUACAACGUGGGCUUGCUGAAGUAUCAGGUGUCGUCUCAGGACCCCGCCCGCGCUCCUCUGCUGCUCUCGGCCGAGUGCCAGCGCAGCGGGACGGUCACCCGCGUGUCCCUCGACUACCACUGUUGCCCGGCAACCGCCCCCGCCACCCAGCUCACCGCCGUGCAGGUGCUGCUGCCUCUGGACCACACAGCCACUGACCUGCAGUGCCAACCCCCAGCAUCCUGGAAUGCUGAGGAGAGGAGACUACUCUGGAAACUGCCCAACCUCUCCCCGACCAAUCACAGCAAAGGCUCUGGCACGUUGUGUGCCAGUUGGCAGUGCCUGGAGGUUCCCCGCGGUCCCCCUCCGAGUCUGGCUGUGCAGUUUGUGGGUUCGGGGGCGUCUCUGUCGGGUAUGGAUGUGGAGCUGGUGGGCAGCCGGUACAGAAUGUCUUUGGUGAAGAAGAGAUUCGCCACAGGGAAGUACAUGGCUGGAUGUUCACUGUGAGGGAGAGACCUGUGCUGGUGAUCUGACCUGUAGGCACACAGUUUGCACUUUUUUCACACUUGGCCAGGUCCUGCCACAGGAGACGGGAGGGACAGCUGCAGAGACAUGCAGGAGGGACCUGGACAUUACCCAUAUUGCUUUGCUGUGAGGACUAGACACUGGACUUUAUUGUACAGUACCUGUGCUGUCCAUGCUGCUGAGAAGGACCAAUAUAUAUAUAUAUAAAUAUAUAGUACUGGAUUAUUAGACCCGGCCUGGUUUUAAUCUUUCGCCGCUUCGCUGUAGGGACGGCUCACAGAACUCUGAGUGCUCUUUUAUUUGUUUCUCCUGUUCGUUUGUUCGACGUUUGGCCGACUCUUGUCUGGAAACUGGAUGUAAGAUUUUUUUCUUCCUUAUUUCUGUGGGAAUUUUGUGAGUGAUUCCAGUGGGAAUGUGUAAACUUUAAUAAGUAAGGAUUCUGGAAUGAUGUUGCCAUGAAGAAAAAAAGUGGUCUUGUUCAUGUGACUAUAUAAGAAAGAAAUGUAAUUAUUAAAGACUUUGUAAUGAC
This is a messenger RNA of Astyanax mexicanus (Mexican tetra), 4635 nucleotides long. It is a transcript of the gene fcho1, whose product is annotated as FCH and mu domain containing endocytic adaptor 1. The transcript is spliced from 27 exons. The record is from RefSeq and is a predicted model, not a curated record. Gene Ontology annotation, cellular component: clathrin-coated pit; clathrin-coated vesicle; plasma membrane. The coding region runs from base 630 to 4088 and encodes 1152 amino acids. NCBI's taxonomy places the organism in Eukaryota, Metazoa, Chordata, Actinopteri, Characiformes, Acestrorhamphidae. Gene Ontology annotation, biological process: clathrin-dependent endocytosis; clathrin coat assembly.